Messenger RNA from Aspergillus thermomutatus, 882 nucleotides. RefSeq lists its product as uncharacterized. Gene Ontology annotation, cellular component: precatalytic spliceosome; catalytic step 2 spliceosome; U2 snRNP. The coding region runs from base 1 to 882 and encodes 293 amino acids. The record is from RefSeq and is a predicted model, not a curated record. Gene Ontology annotation, biological process: mRNA splicing, via spliceosome. The transcript has 3 exons. Gene Ontology annotation, molecular function: RNA binding. NCBI's taxonomy places the organism in Eukaryota, Fungi, Ascomycota, Eurotiomycetes, Eurotiales, Aspergillaceae.
AUGAAUGCUAUUCGUCAAACUCAAGCGCUCAACAAGCGGGAACUUGAAAAUGCAGUGCCACCUGAAGCUUCCUGGCACGCAGAUUAUCGGGAUACGGCCUACAUUUACAUAGGAGGCCUGCCAUUCGAUCUCUCAGAAGGCGACAUCAUAACAAUUUUCUCACAGUAUGGAGAGCCAGUACAUGUGAAUCUGAUACGAGACAAAGAAACCGGGAAGAGUCGGGGGUUCGCGUUUCUAAAAUAUGAGGACCAGCGCAGUACAGAUUUGGCUGUUGAUAAUUUGGGCGGGGCGACAGUCUUGGGCAGGAUGCUUCGAGUGGACCAUGCGAGAUACAAGAAACGUGACGACGAAGAAGACGUGGAUAACGUCGCGAAACUGAUGGGCGAGACUACUGAUCGGAAUUCAAGGGGUGGGGAUACUGACGACGAAAGGAGAAGACGCAAGAAGCGAAGGUCCAGCGAAUCCAGAGAGGUUGAGGCGGGGAGUCGGCCCCUGCUCAAGGAAGAGAAAGAACUUCAGGAGUUGAUGAUGAACCAUGAUGACGAGGACCCCAUGAAAGAAUAUCUCAUCGAAGAAAAGAAGGAAGAAGUCGCGCGUGCUCUUGAACGCGAUCGAGUCGCCAUCACCGCCAUGGUCAUCACCGUUACCGAGACGAGGAUCGAUCUCGUUCCCGAGAACGGAGGCAUCGGCGUGAUCGGUCACCAUUCAGAGAGGAGCGUUCCUACAGAGACAGAUCAUCAUCGCGGAGAGAAAAAUCUCACAGGGAGAGAUCGCCUGUGCGCUCCCGAACCUCAGAACCACGAAGGGAUCGUGAAAGAGACGAUCGUCGACGUUGAUAAGGAAUCAAAUGAUCAAUUGUUGCUGCGUCAGUCCGUUCUCUAG